Pieris rapae (cabbage white) is the source of this 2064-nucleotide messenger RNA. It is a transcript of the gene Ric, whose product is annotated as GTP-binding protein Rit2. The record is from RefSeq and is a predicted model, not a curated record. Gene Ontology annotation, molecular function: calmodulin binding; GTP binding; GDP binding. Gene Ontology annotation, biological process: Ras protein signal transduction. The transcript is spliced from 5 exons. Bases 1 to 663 code for a protein of 220 amino acids. NCBI's taxonomy places the organism in Eukaryota, Metazoa, Arthropoda, Insecta, Lepidoptera, Pieridae. Gene Ontology annotation, cellular component: plasma membrane.
AUGACAGAGGCAGCGGGCACGUCGCGUGGCCUUCGCGUCUACAAGAUUGUGGUCCUUGGCGACGGUGGGGUGGGCAAGUCCGCGGUCACCCUCCAGUUUGUCAGUCAUAGCUUCCUUGAUUACCAUGAUCCCACCAUUGAAGACUCAUACCAACAACAAGCAGUAAUUGAUGGAGAACCUGCCUUACUUGAUAUUUUGGAUACUGCAGGACAGGUUGAAUUCACAGCUAUGAGGGAACAGUACAUGAGAUGUGGAGAAGGUUUUAUGCUUUGUUACUCUGUGACAGACAAAAGAUCAUUUAGAGCAGCAUCAGAGUAUAAAAGGUUGUUGGCACAGGCAAGACCAUCCGAAACGCUGCCUUUGGUAUUGGUUGGUAAUAAACUGGAUUUGGCUCCUAGAUUUAGACAGGUAACUACAGAAGAGGGUAAAGCACUCGCUACACAACUGGGUUGCCCAUUCUUCGAAACUUCAGCCGCGUUGCGUCACUUCGUUGAUGAUGCUUUCCACGCAUUGGUCAGGGAGGUUCGCCGACUUGAAAGACAAAGACAGUCAUCCCUAGUUGGUACCGGAAUAUCGACAGGCGGUGGCCGCCGACGUUGGCGACGCCUGCGCAGUAUAUUUGCACUCGUCUUUCGACGGCGCAGACGUACAAUUGAAUCCUAAAUGGUAACUGCAAACUCAUGUAAAACUUUUUCCCAAGAAUCGCUUUAUUUAAUCUUAUUUCAAAUUUAUAGGUGAUCACGAGAUCUUUUUUUUCAAUCAACUCUAUAGACAAAUAAAUUUCAGUUAGUUGCUGUCUAUAUUUUUCCAAUUGUUUUUUAAGUUUAUUUAAAAGUGGCCACGUUUUAUCUCGACUAAAACCUUAGAGGUUUUAAUUUACUUGUGCUUUUAAUGCGGAAAUUGCAUUUAUUAUGGAAAAUUUGUUUUUAUAAGUUUCGCGCAUAUUUACGUUGAGAUUAUGGAUUGGUUAAAAGGUACCUCUGAUACUGAGUUUAUAUUAAUAAAUUAAGUUCAUUCUGUCUAAUAUCCCGUGUACAGGUUCUAAGAAAUACUAGGAUACUAGGAGGCUUAAGAUCUAUGCUGUUUCGGCUUCUAAUACCCUAGUAUUUAUUCAGUGCAACCUUGAUAGAACAAAUCGGAAGGGAAAUAAAUAUUCGUAAUAAAUUAAUUCGUUGAACUGAGGUUGGGUUGAGUUGGUCUAAAAUUCGUGUUCGUAAAAAAAUAAAUUUUAGCAAAAAUACCUUUUAUGUUUCAAAGCCAUUAAAUCUUAAAUUACUUACUACUUUAAAAAAAUACCAAUCAAACAACAAUGAUUGUUUUACGAAAACAGCCUCUCGGAACUGUCUCAAUAUGAAUCACAAUAAUAAUAAUAAUAAAGCCUUUUAUUUCCAAAAAAGUGAUACAUAAUAUACUUGUUUAAGGUAAACAAUUAGGUACGGGUAUGUAGCGUCAUUUUAUAUUACGUCUCACAAUUCUCUCCAUUGUUUUCUAUCCUCUGCGACUGGUCCAGUAUGGUCUCAAAGUCAGGCUGAUGUCCUCUUUCCAUGUGUCUGAUUCCUGGUGACCCUGACUAACUGACCCUGUUGUUUGCUCAUCAUAGUGAAUGACAUAAAUAACACACUAUAAGAUAAAAAGUCAUAUUAUAUUGGUGGGAACCUUAUGGUUUUUAAACUAUAACAAUUCAAGGGGAUUAUGAAGAAUUUGUUAAAUCCAGUAAUUCGUUAUAUUGAGGUACGUUAUAUUAAGGUUGCACUGUAGUUAUAGUCCUAAGGCUUAAAAUAACUUAUUUAUAUACCUUUCACUACCUCAUAUUUAUCCUUAGCUGUCUACAUAUUGUGUUCCGAAUAGUUUAAGCACACCCUGUAUUAUUUAGGACUUUCUGCCUUCCAAGGCCUAGUUUUUCUUUAAGGCCUAAUCAAGUUACUAUUGCGAGGAUUAAAUUUUCAAAAUAAAAAGAGAUUAUAAUAUAAAACAUGAACCAAGGAAGGAAUAUAGGGAUUUAUUAAUAAAAAAUAAAUAAUUCAACCAAAAAUGUAUGUAUUCUUCUGUCUGUUAUCUGAUUUU